This is a messenger RNA of Aspergillus oryzae RIB40, 4431 nucleotides long. It is a transcript of the gene pex6, whose product is annotated as AAA family ATPase peroxin 6. The transcript has 3 exons. Gene Ontology annotation, molecular function: ATP hydrolysis activity; ATP binding. NCBI's taxonomy places the organism in Eukaryota, Fungi, Ascomycota, Eurotiomycetes, Eurotiales, Aspergillaceae. The record is from RefSeq and is a predicted model, not a curated record. Gene Ontology annotation, cellular component: peroxisomal membrane; cytosol. The coding region runs from base 1 to 4431 and encodes 1476 amino acids. Gene Ontology annotation, biological process: protein import into peroxisome matrix.
AUGGAUCUCGAGCGCCGUGACUUGCAUCCUGACCAGACGAGACGACGGAGGCGAAACGUCGGUCGGAGGCGUCUGCGCAACAGAGCUCCUAUCUCCGCGCGGUUUAACUUGGACCAUCAGCUGCGUGGAAAUGUUGGUGUCCUGUCCGAUGAUCUGGCGAACGACUUCUUUCAAUUGUCCUCCACCGACGAAGGGAAGGAAGGUAGCGAAGUCCGCCAUGUCGCUAUCUCACCAUACGUUCCGGGUUAUAGCUCGGUCGAGGAUCUUGCCUGGACCAUCAUUCCCGUUCGGCCACAGCCUAAAAGCCGCCCUCACGGAUCUCCGCUUCCUCACUCGACCAUUGCCUUCCCCGACUCUGCAGAUUCAUUGCAGCCAUUCAUGCAGGCCCUGAGCAAGCUCGAUCCCACACGGCAUUCACUCCAAUCCCAGCGAUCUGUCGAGAUAAGGGUUCUGGAUGUUGUUCCUUUGCGCCUAGAUACGAUCUAUGUCACAGUGGAGCGAAACCUGCUCCGGAACCAUGAUGAUAUUCAGAAUAAGUUUGCUGGUGGGUUCACUAACAGCCUACAUGGACCCAACGGACUUUGGGCGAAAGCUGGGAAGGGACUGGACACCAAAAGGUAUUCGAAGAAGGCUGCGGCCGAGGCUGAAGAAAGGCUUACCGCAGCGGUACGCGAUGCUCUGGGAGCGCAACAAGUGGUGCAUACUGGCGAUGUGCUACCACUUCCCUUACCACCACACCCCAUAACAUAUGCGCCACCACCCCCGGCGCAAAUCUCGUUCUGUGAACCCGUUUCCCAAGGUCUGCUAAUGCCGACGACCAAAAUCGUCCUGGUCCAAGCCCGGCCGCAUGGCCCUCGGACCCAACGAAGUUUGAGGUCAGGCUCAGGCUUACUCAAGCAGGUAGCCGAAGAUGAGGCUGAUGAUACUUCCAACGAGCAAUUUUACUCGGCUGCUGAAGAAAAGGCUACAGAGAGCAACACAGAGGUGGACAGUACCUCUACCGCUGAUGAGUCGGAGACAGAAGGCUCUGGAGGGAACAUGAGCGACACAUCGGAUGAUUCUUUGGAUGAUAUGAUUUCUCUUUCUGCCCCUGAACUGCCUCAAUCCGGUGUCAUGUCUGCGAUGACUGCAACUCCACGUGCAGGCGGCCGACGGACGGACGGCAUCCAUACUCCAGGAUCCGUAGCCUCAAACUUUACUUCGUCAACUAUGCGUCUCGGACGAGUUGGCGGUGGUAAGGUCUUUAAGGCGGAGGGUUUACUCCGUGGCAUACCCAAUGAACUCUUGCACCCCAGGCCGCGGGAAGAAGACGACUCUGAGUCGUUCAUAUUUGUAGAUAUCAAUACACUUGCGAAGAUAGGCUGCUUUUCUGGGGAUUGGGUGAGGCUCGAGGCCACAGAAGAGCCGCAAUCCAAUAUAUUCGCCUCCAUAAAACUGGGGAGCUUCAAUGAACAGAAUGAAGAUGCUGGUGAUUGGCGUGCGGUCAAAAUCUAUGGUUUGCCCGGCCUGCCAUCUGCCAAACCCCGGUACUCAAUCAGCCAGUCUGGGGAGAGACGCUCAAGCAUCUCCCAACGCCCUCCGCUGCGUUUGACACCCUCAGUCUUUGUUCCUCCUCUCCUCCUGAACAACCUGGAAAACCCGAAAUAUCUUCGCAUAUCACCGAUGACAUUCCUUGGAGGCAAUGGGAGUACGAAACCCGGCCUUCUGAACCAUAUGAAGGCAAGCUCGGCCAGAAAUCCACCAUUGGCAAAGGAAGUGACGUUGCUCAAAGUAUCUACCCCACUUUCCAUGGAUCGCGCUCUCCAACCAGCCUUGUUUGCCGGGCUCAAACAAUAUUUUGAGUCCAAACGGCGCCUUCUUAAAAGCGGAGACCUCGUGGGAAUCAGCGUUGAUGAAGGUCUCGGUAGAGCUGUGUUCGCGGGACCUGCUGCCAGCGACGGGGCAGCUCCGGAUGAUGAUCUUACGACCCGGUUAGGUCAGGUGGUAGAUUCUGAUCGCGCUGGAUCGAAAAAGGUUGGUGUCGCCUGGUUUCGCGUUGGACAAGUGCUUCCUAGCUUGUCGGAUGAGCCAGACGAAGCGAGAGAAGACCAGUGGGGAGGUGUUGCUAUCAUUGAUUCGGCGACCACUAGAAUGGUACAGGCUGGGAGCGAUGUGAGCAGAGUCCCGGGAACUCUGAACAAUGGCUGGGAAUACUGGCUUGGGGUGAAGGCCGUGCCAAAGGCUGCUGGCGACGUUCAAACCCCUCAUGGUUUGGUAACUGAAUCGCCGCAGUCGUAUGUACCGCCUCUCCAAGAGCGCAUCCGAGACUUGAUGUCGGUAGCUACAAGCCCUCGCGCCAUCCAGCUCGGUAUGAAACCCGUCGUAAUUCUACUGAGAUCCCAGCAAAGGCACAUAGGAAAGGCUACGCUUGCAACACGAGCAUGCGCAGAUAUUGGUCUCCAUACCUUCACCAUCGACUCCUACGAUAUAUUAACCGAAGGCGGAGCGAACGGUGGCGACGUGAAAACCGAGGCAUAUCUGAAGGCUAGAGCGGACCGCGCAUUCCAUUGUGGAGCCAACUGCACAGCCCUUCUGAUUAAGCACAUUGAGGUCUUAACGGCGGACAGGAUCAUUUCCGCUAUGAAUGAGAUCGUGGCUGAUGCAAGGGUCAUAGUGGCUACGACAACAGAUGUCGAACAAAUCCCGGAGGGCAUUCGCAGCUUGUUUACUCAUGAGUUUGAGAUGAUGGCACCAGAGGAAAAAGAGCGUGAAGGCAUCCUCCACAAUGCUGUUUCUGAACGAGGCAUCAAGGUCUCCCCUGAUGUAGAUCUAGGCUCAGUGGCGCUUAAAACUGCUGCUUUAGUUGCAGGAGAUCUGGUUGACGUUGUUGAACGUGCUUCUUCUGUGAGAGCUGCACGUCUGGAGAAGUUAGCCGAAGCCGCAAGCGAAAACUCGGAGUCAAAAGUUAGCACCAGGGACGUUCUUGUUUCCGGGGGUGAUGCAGCCCGAGGUGUUACCAAGGCCGACUUUGACGCGGCAGUUGAUGCCGCGAGGAAGAAUUUUGCUGAUUCAAUCGGCGCGCCAAAAAUCCCGAACGUUAGCUGGGACGAUGUGGGUGGUUUGACAAACGUCAAGGAUGCUCUCAUUGAAACCAUCCAGCUGCCCUUAGAGCGACCUGAACUUUUCGCCAAAGGCAUGAAGAAACGCAGUGGUAUCUUAUUCUAUGGACCGCCAGGUACUGGAAAGACUUUACUUGCCAAGGCGAUUGCCACAGAGUUCUCUUUGAACUUCUUCUCUGUCAAGGGACCUGAAUUACUUAAUAUGUAUAUCGGUGAAUCCGAAGCAAACGUUAGGCGCGUGUUUCAACGCGCUCGGGAUGCUCGCCCGUGUGUUGUGUUUUUUGAUGAACUGGACUCGGUCGCCCCGAAGCGUGGAAACCAAGGAGAUAGCGGUGGUGUAAUGGACCGUAUCGUCAGUCAGCUUCUUGCCGAACUAGAUGGUAUGAAUGGUGGUGAGGAAAACAGCGGUGGUGUCUUUGUAAUUGGCGCUACAAACCGUCCGGAUUUGUUGGACACGGCACUCCUACGUCCCGGUCGUUUCGACAAGAUGCUCUACCUUGGAGUGUCUGACACACACGAGAAACAAGCCACAAUUCUAGAAGCGCUUACAAGAAAGUUUGCUCUUGCACCUGAGGUAUCACUGCGCAGGGUUGCGGAUCAGCUGCCUCUUACGUACACAGGUGCCGACUUGUAUGCCCUGUGUUCCGAUGCUAUGCUAAAGGCUAUCACCCGGAAGGCAACAGCGGUGGAUGAGAAGAUCAAACAGCUGCCAGGGGAACCGGUCAGCACUGCUUACUUCUUUGAUCACCUUGCCACACCGGAAGAUGUAACGGUUACGGUUGCGGAGGAGGACUUCAUUCAGGCACAGAACGAACUCGUUCCCAGUGUUAGUGCCAAAGAGCUGGAGCAUUUCGAACGUAUCCGACAGACAUUCGAGUCUGUUGAUAAGAAACAAGAUUCAGGCAGCAGUUCUGGGGCGCAGCCACCUCGAACUAUCGCAGAUGCUCUUGAAGCACUCGAGCUGGGAGACCAACUGAAUGGUAGUAUGGGUGGGCCUGUCACGAAUGGUGACCACCUCCCUAUAGGUAGCGGCAAAGGAAAGGGGAAAAAUGGACAGCAACCCAUGCGGAGCGUGAGUAGUCACUCGACUAGCAGUAAAGGGAAAGGCAAGAGCCCCGCUGGCGCCGGAGCGAAGUCGAAGAAUAAGACCGUCGCUGCUCCUAGUAACGAUUCCGAUUCUUCUUUUGAUGGUCCCACUUCGGGCUCAAGGGCCGACAAAAGUAUUUCCCACUACGAUGAUGUUAGUGAGGAAGAUGGCGCUACCAAUGGCGAUGAGGACUACAUCGUUCGGACCGACCAUCUUGUUCAGGCCGAUGGUGAUAGUUCGAAGUAA